CUAACCGCGUUGCCUACGACCGUUGCGGCCUUAGUAACGCCUGCCACCUGCCACAUGCACUCCCGAGACACGGAUACUCCACGUUUCUGUGGCUCUUUGUGCUUGGUUCCAAUUUUUCGGCUCUGGUGGCUAGUCCCGACGCCGAUAUUCAUCUCGCCUUCGCGAAUGUCUCCAAAAGGAGAAUGGUGCCAUCACGUGAGUAUAUCAUCAUCGAUCACUUUCGUCUACCGGGUUGUGGGAACUGCGCGAGUCGAUGUAAUCUCAUUGGUCCAUAACAAAUCUCCCGCUCUCUCGUCUCAUCCUUCUAGGGGGUAUUCCCAAGAGAAUACAAAAGCGGUAUUGAUUGGACGAACUCUGGGCGCAUACAAAUACAUUUAUUGCGGCAGUGUGCUUAUCACGUCAUCUUUCUGGAUUGCUGCAGAUGGCAGCAUUCAGGUGUAG
Molecule: messenger RNA, 441 nt
Organism: Periconia digitata
Lineage: Eukaryota; Fungi; Ascomycota; Dothideomycetes; Pleosporales; Periconiaceae
Source: the annotation of a GenBank genome assembly